Oppiella nova is the source of this 261-nucleotide messenger RNA. NCBI's taxonomy places the organism in Eukaryota, Metazoa, Arthropoda, Arachnida, Sarcoptiformes, Oppiidae. The record is from the annotation of a GenBank genome assembly.
AUGUCACUGAGCAGUUCCACUCUGAAAAGAAACCCGAAGAUGGAGUUGAAUCGAUCGGAUCUCUUGAGACUGCUGUCCAUUCUGGAGGGCGAACUCCAGGCGCGGGAGAUCGUCAUCGCAGUGCUGAAGGCCGAGCAGAUCAAGAAACUCUUGUAUCCGAACCCCAAGUGUUCGCCGAAAGCCAUGUUUGUCUCGAAGACUAUUAAAUUGAGCGCUGAUUGCGACCAAAGACUGCAAUACAGCGACCCCUGGAAUGCGUGA